AUGGAAGCAAUGCAAUCUGCACCACCGUUCAAGUUGAAAGACGACCCCAUUGAGAAUCAGCGCACGCUCAAGGUACGUGUGAUCGGUGCAGGAUACUCGGGCAUCUAUCUAGGUAUUCGUAUCCCACAACGGCUACGAAACAUUGAUCUUCAAAUCUAUGACAAGAAUGAUGGUGUUGGUGGGACGUGGUGGGUGAAUAGAUAUCCAGGUUGUGCCUGUGAUGUACCGUCGCAUAGCUACCAGUACUCUUUUGAGCCAAAUCCAGAUUGGUCCAAUCUCUAUGCUCCGCGGGCCGAGAUACAUGCCUAUCUGGAUCGCGUGGCCGAGAAGUACGGCGUGAAGCGGUUCGUGAAACUUCGACACGAGGUUUUGAGCUGCGAAUGGGAUGCCUCAUCUCAAAAAUGGAUCCUGGAUAUUCGCCGUCUCGAGACGGGCGAAGUAUUCAAAGAUGAGGCACAUGUUUUGAUUUCCGCAAAAGGAAACCUCAGCGACCCGGCCUGGCCGAAUAUCCCUGGCCUAGACACCUUUGAUGGCGAGGUGAUGCAUUCUGCCCGGUGGAAGGAGGACUAUGAUUUCAAGAACAAGAGUAUUGGGGUCAUCGGCAAUGGCUCAAGUGCGAUUCAGAUUGUUCCACAACUUCGAAAAAUCGAGGGGACUCAGCUCUCCUGUUUUGUGAGGAGCAAGACGUGGAUCACAAACCCUUUUGGUGAUGUAACUAUGCAAAAGCUUGGAUUGGAUCCGGCAGUGCUUGAAUUCUCGAAAGAGCAGAGAAACGAGUUUGCAACCCAGCCGGAAAAGUUUCUUGCUUUUCGCAAGGCUAUUGAAGCGGAUGGUAAUACAAUUCACGCUGUAACCUUGAAAGAUACAGAUAUGCAGCGCACUGCCAUUGAAUUCUGUCGUGCGGCAAUGAGUGGUCGUCUGUCCGCAAAACCCGAGAUCGCAGACUUUCUCAUACCUUCUUUCGGCGUCGGUUGCAGAAGGCCUACGCCUGGGCCCGGGUAUCUUGAGGCUCUUGUCGAGUCGAAUGUGGAUUUCAUUACCGACCCCAUCUCGGAAGUGACCAAAAAUGGCAUCAUGCUCAAAGGGGGUAGACAUGUCGAUCUUGAUUGUCUUGUUUGUGCUACCGGGUUCAAUGCUUCGGCUCCUCCUCCCUUCCACGUCAAAGGAAACGGCAUCACACUCAAGGAGAGGUUCACGCCAUUUCCUGAAGCAUACCUAUCUAUCGUUGUCGAUGGAUUUCCCAAUUUCUUCAUCAUGCUGGGACCAAACUCGGCCAUUGGGGCUGGCUCCUUGAACGUAAUUCUAGAGUCCGAAGGCGAUUACAUUGUCAAAUGUAUCCGGAAGCUCCAGAAAGAAGACUAUGCGUCCAUGAGUAUAAAAAAGGCACGAGUCGCUGACUGGUCCGACUACUGUCACACGUACUUCAAGGGGACUGUAUACAUGGAUCAAUGCAACUCUUGGUACAAGAGCGCCGGUGGGACAGGGGAUAUAGUCACGGGACUCUGGCCGGGAAGCGCGCUACAUGCCGUUGAGGCGUUGCGAGCUCCAAGAUGGGAGGACUACGAGUGGGAGAGCGUCGGCGGGGGAGAGAAUCAAAUGCGGUGGCUGGGCAAUGGAUGGAGUCUCACGCAUACCCGGGUCACACCUGAUGAAUAUGGUGGUGACCCUGCUUGGUAUCUUGAGCCUCGCUUUCAGAGUGUGCCGGUACCUGGAUUCCCGGAGGAUGAUGCAGAGUUCAAGUCGAAGCCAUUUUCGCAUUAA
Molecule: messenger RNA, 1761 nt
Organism: Pestalotiopsis fici W106-1
Lineage: Eukaryota; Fungi; Ascomycota; Sordariomycetes; Amphisphaeriales; Sporocadaceae
Exons: 3
Coding region: 1-1761 (586 amino acids)
Molecular function (GO): NADP binding; N,N-dimethylaniline monooxygenase activity; flavin adenine dinucleotide binding
Source: RefSeq, a predicted model, not a curated record